AUGGCCAAAAUUCCCUUCAUGGAAGGAAUCGGCUCACUGAUGCACCUAGCCAAUCUGACACGACCUGACCUCGCCUAUGCCAUUGGCCAAGUAUCACGCUUCUCUCAAAAUCCUGGACCGGAACACUGGAAGGGACUAAAAAGGAUCCUGGCUUACCUGCGAAAAACUAUCAAUCAUGGAAUUCUAUACGGCGGUGGGAGCAAUGAACUUCACGGGUAUGUUGAUGCAGGGUACGCUGGAGAUCUUGAAAACCGGCGAUCAACAUCCGGACCCGUAUUUAUACUCAAUAGUGGUCCCAUUUCAUGGCACAGCCGUCGCCAAACCUGUGUAGCCUUGUCUACCACAGAGUCCGAAUUCAUCGCAGCAGCUGACGGGACCAAAGAAGCGAUAUGGUUGAGGCGCUUGUACUCAGAGUUGGGUGGCCCGGACGUCGCCAUGCCACUGCGAUGUGACAAUCAAGGCGCCAUUGCCCUGAUUCACAACCCAAUGUUCCAUCAGCUCACCAAGCACAUGAAUGUGCGCUUCUUCUUCGUGCGCGACGCUCAACAAGAAGGAAAAAUAGACAUCAACUACAUCGAAACCGAAUCCCAACUCGCUGACAUCUUUACAAAGGCCCUACCGGUCCCAAGAUUCGAGAUGCUGCGUCAGAACCUGAACAUUCGGGAGUUCAUGAACUAG
Daphnia pulex (common water flea) is the source of this 678-nucleotide messenger RNA. Its product is annotated as secreted RxLR effector protein 161-like. Lineage: Eukaryota; Metazoa; Arthropoda; Branchiopoda; Diplostraca; Daphniidae. The record is from RefSeq and is a predicted model, not a curated record. The coding region runs from base 1 to 678 and encodes 225 amino acids. The transcript has a single exon.